GCGUCGCCGGCGGGGGCGCGGGCACGUCCGGGGCCCGAGGGCCCCAGGACGGGCGCGCGGGGGAUGUCGGGGGCGCCCUUCGUGGACCACUACGCCGCGCUGGGUUGCUCCCCAGAGGCGCCCGCGGCGGAUCUGAAGCGCGCCUACCACGAGAAGCUGCGCGAGUUCCACCCCGACAAGCGACCCGACUCCCAGGGCGGCACCGGGCAGCGCGUCACCCAGGCGCUGGUCGACGCGUGGGAGGUGCUGCAGGAUCCAGGGAAGCGGGAGGCGUACGACCUCGCGUGGAGGCAGCAGCACGAGGCCCACUGGGGCCCAGGCCAUGCCGCUGGGGAUGGGGGUCGGUUGAACGAGACUCAGGAGUGCGUGAAGGCCAAAGGGCCAGAGAGCCUCUCGGCUGCGGCCACCGCGCUCAACAAGUACCAGGCAGCCAUCGUCAAGUACACCGAGGGCAUCCAGCUGAACCCCGAGGACCACAGGAUCCGUAGCAACAGGGCGCUCUGCUACGCAGCCGUGAAGGACUGGGCCAAGUGCAGGGAGGACGCCGUUCUGGUCACACAGAUGAAGCCGGGCUUCAUGAAGGGCUGGUUUUUGCUGGCCAAGGCGCUGUGGAAGGAGGGCUCGCCUGUGCUGGCGCAGAGGGAGCUGGACAGGGCCCUCAGCAUGAUGCCCGAUAACGCCGACCUGCUCGCACUGCAGGAGGACACUGACAUCGCCCCCGACCUGGCCGCGUGCCGCGCCGAGGGCACCGAGCGGCUGCCCAGCCUGCCGCGGGGCCGCGGGGGCGCGAGCCGCAGCGUGUCGCCGGCCUGCACGCCGGUGCAGGGCAACUCGCGGGUGGCCACGCCGCCCCCGAUCCACAAGAGACCGCCCGGGGCGCCGCAGGUGCCGGGGCAGUACAGGAAGGCCUCGCGGUCCCCAGUGCGGGGUGUCGCUGGCGAGCAGACGGCGCACUUCGGGGAGAACACCGCCUGCUUUGGGGACGAGACCGCCCACUUUGGUGCCGCUGGGAGGGGUGGCGGCAGGUCGGCGAGCCCGGUGCGCAUGUCGGUGCCGCAGGCGCCGCCGCCUCGCAGCUCGGCGCCGCCGAGCUACGCGGCGUAUGCGGCGCCGGCGGGAGAGGGCACGUUCGGGCCCAGUGGCGCGCCGAUGCCCCCCUCGUAUCACAGGCCGGAGCCCGCGCCGCCCCCGCGCGGGGCGGAGCAGCCGGGGCCCCGGCAGAAGGCCUCCCUGGCGGGCAUGGCGGCCGCCAGCCGGGCCGCCGCGCAUCCGUGAGGGGAGCCGCGCCGCGGCGGCUCGCGGGGCGGCCGCUCGAGCAGUGGCUUCCAAGGUCCUCGAUCCUCGCCCCUGGUCUUUCUCCUCCUUCUCCUCCU
Messenger RNA from Prorocentrum cordatum, 1373 nucleotides. NCBI's taxonomy places the organism in Eukaryota, Dinophyceae, Prorocentrales, Prorocentraceae. The record is from the annotation of a GenBank genome assembly.